Dothidotthia symphoricarpi CBS 119687 is the source of this 1355-nucleotide messenger RNA. Its product is annotated as V-type proton ATPase subunit D. The transcript has 5 exons. Gene Ontology annotation, biological process: vacuolar acidification. Bases 276 to 1052 code for a protein of 258 amino acids. Gene Ontology annotation, cellular component: fungal-type vacuole membrane; vacuolar proton-transporting V-type ATPase complex. NCBI's taxonomy places the organism in Eukaryota, Fungi, Ascomycota, Dothideomycetes, Pleosporales, Dothidotthiaceae. Gene Ontology annotation, molecular function: proton-transporting ATPase activity, rotational mechanism. The record is from RefSeq and is a predicted model, not a curated record.
UUCUCGAGACGCGGUCUGAGCGCCGUCCAGGGCAAAUCACCGCCCGGCAACACGACGGCACCGCUCCACCCGCCAGUGUUGGCACCCGCGCUAGCCAGACCCACUGAGCCACUACUGGUAUCGAGCAGGAGAGCUCCCAGAGCUGUCGUCACGUUUCCGCCGCAUUCACCAGCCCGCUCACUCGACCCUCGCACCACCCCCAUCAGCGCCUACUGCCUUGUGCACCCCUUGACACCCCACCCGCCCACUCGUCGUCAUCGUCGUCGUCUGCAGUCAUGUCCGGCAGCGGGGCUCGAGAAGCAGUCUUUGCGACGCGGCAAUCGCUGUCGCUGAUGAAGGGCAAGCUCAAGGGCGCCCAGACAGGCCACGACCUGCUGAAGCGGAAGAGCGAGGCCCUGACAAAGCGUUUUCGAGAAAUCACACGCCGCAUCGACGAGGCCAAGCGCAAGAUGGGCCGGGUCAUGCAGGUCGCGGCCUUCUCUCUCGCCGAAGUCACAUACGCCGUCGGCGGCGACAUUGGCUACCAGAUCCAGGAGUCGGUCAAGCAGGCGCGCUUCCGCGUGCGCACCAAGCAGGAGAACGUCUCCGGUGUGCUCCUCCCUCAGUUCGAAUGCUUCACGGCCGAAAGCAACGACUUCGCCUUGACGGGCCUGGGCAAGGGAGGACAGCAGGUGCAGAGGUGCAGAGAAACGUAUGCGCGAGCCGUAGAGACGCUGGUCGAGCUGGCCAGUCUGCAGACUGCCUUUGUCAUAUUAGAUGAGGUCAUCAAGGUGGUCAAUCGCCGUGUCAACGCCAUUGAGCAUGUCAUCAUCCCCCGCACAGAGAAUACGAUCAAGUACAUCAACUCGGAGCUGGACGAACUUGACCGCGAGGAAUUCUACCGCCUGAAAAAGGUGUCUGGUAAGAAGCAAAGGGAUGCCGCCGCCGAAGAUGCAGCCAGAGAGGCAGCCCAAGAGGCCGAGCACGAGAAGGGGGAAAGUGCUCCAGCCAAGGACGCAGCCGAGAGCGAGGAUCUGCUCGGGGACAAGGACAACGAAGACGUCAUCUUCUGAGGCCUGUCGAUGUCGGUCAGAAAGGCCGGGCGUAGGGGUUGUUGCUUUUGUAGCCAGUCGAGUAAUACGCAAACUGCUCUUGUCUGACGUUCUCAACUGAUCUAUCGUAAUCGGGGAUCCAAGGAUGUGCAUGCGCGACAGGCGUAGGCGCAGACAGAACCUCCCUAGAUUGAAAGAUGAGAAAAUACUUCACAGAACGCGUCAAAACAGGCGAAGUUGAUAGCAGCAGUCGAUAUCAUAAUCGCAAAACAAAAGGUAUCAUAAAAAAACGUCAUAGUCCACAAUGCAAUAAAACCUACUGCC